GACGAAGAAUACGAGGCGCAAACUUCAGAAAUUGAGGAGAAUCGUGAACGGGUUGAGAAGUUGGAUAUCUGCAUGUGUUAUAUGUUCAGCUAUAUAGCAAGAGCUCAUAAUCAAGAAUUCUCAGUAGAAACUGAUACGCAGUGGUUACCAGCAAUAUGUCAGCGGAAGAAUCUGUUCGGCGAGUUAUUAAAUGUUUUUGAAGAGAACCUGCUGAUGGCGCACAACUUGAAAAAUGUUUCAUUUCUGUGGUUCUAUUUAUGCAGUCUGGAUGUGGGGUUCGCAAGUGGACUGUUCAGCAUGGGACCAUGUGUGAUGAAGAUGAUGGUGGACUGCGAAGAUUAG
Messenger RNA from Gongylonema pulchrum, 342 nucleotides. The record is from the annotation of a GenBank genome assembly. NCBI's taxonomy places the organism in Eukaryota, Metazoa, Nematoda, Chromadorea, Rhabditida, Gongylonematidae.